Molecule: messenger RNA, 1482 nt
Organism: Racocetra fulgida
Lineage: Eukaryota; Fungi; Glomeromycota; Glomeromycetes; Diversisporales; Gigasporaceae
Source: the annotation of a GenBank genome assembly
AUGGACAGCUCAAUACUAAGUUUCAAAGAGGUGGCUAACGAAAUUGACGAAGAACAAGAUAAUAGUGAAGCUGGCCAACUCUAUAUAGGAAAAUCAUUUUUGUCAUGGGAAGAAGUAACUCUGUUUUUAGAUGAGUAUUGCAAACAGCAGGGCUUUGGCUAUCGCAAAGGUCAUUCUAAAAAAAGUAAUGAUCAAGAUGUUAAGAAGCGAACAUUUCUCUGUCGAUAUUCAGAAACUUUUGUUUCAAAUAAAACAGCACCACCUGAGGAACAGCGUAAUACACCAUCGUGCAGAAAUAGGCUUGAAGUUGAUAAUUUUGAACGUCACUACUCUGAACUAGUUGAAAGUUAUUCUAUUGCACAAAAUUAUCUUAGAUAUUUGUACAAAAGUAGGAAAGCAUGGGCACGGUAUUAUACAAGCUCCUAUUUUACUGCUGGUAUGCAGUCGACAAUGACAUUAUUUGAAGAUAGUGAGUGUAUUACAAAGUUUUUACAGGAACGCCAGACUAACAGUGAGUUCAUAUUAUGGAAGGAGUCAAUGCUACUUAUAUCAUUACCAAAUAUUUACAACACAAUUUUUUCAAAUAUUGAUGUUGAACUUCGUGCUUUUAUAUCUUUACCGAUUGUUAAUAAAAUGCGAGAACAAAUGAAUCUUAGUUUUUUGUAUCGAGCAAAGGAAUCAACUAAUGAUUUUGCUUUUGAACAAGAUAGACAAGUGGAUUGUGAGACAUCGUGCUUAGAUGAGAUCUUUGAUUUACCUCAAGUAAGCACAAGCCGAAUUUUUCGUGAAUUUUAUGAUCAGAUUGUUUCUAUUUGGGAAGUAUUCCAUAUUAGCAUGAUUAAUCGACAUUGGUACAAAGACCAAUUUUACAAUAGCAAUGUUGAUGAUAGACAAUUUAUUCAGCUAGGAAUUCCUAACAAUGACCACAAUUAUUUUCUUAUGAAAUGGACACCCAGCUCAAGUAUUGAUGUACACAGAUUCUCAUAUAAUGAAAUAGAACAAGUACAGUCUCACAUAAAAGAAAAGCAAUGUUAUGCAAAGGUUUUUGGGCUUGCCAAAGCAUUAGUAAAUAAAGCUAUUGAAUUUGAGUUGGACAAAAAGUUAAUUGCACUACUAGAGAAGUUUAAAAUUAAUGAAAUUAUACCAAAUCUUUGUUCGCAACAUCAAAAUAAUGGGACAGAAAGGGAAAGUACACAGCGAUUAGAUUCUAAUAGUUAUAUAGAAGUUAAAAAUCUAACAACUAAGAAAAGAAAGGGGCGUCCACGAGGUGCACGACGUAUUCUAUCUAGUAUUGAAGUUAAUCAGCAGUUAACUAAAUCUAGAAGUAAUAGGUGUAAGAAUUGUGGUGAACAAGGUUAUAACAUAAGAAGCUGUAAAAAGAAGCAUAACGAUUCUGAAUUAGAAAGUGAUAGUGCUGAUUCAGAAUCAGAAAACGAUAGUGAAAAUUUGACUGAAUCAGAUUUAGAAAAUAAAGAAAAUCAA